Molecule: messenger RNA, 1422 nt
Organism: Numida meleagris (helmeted guineafowl)
Lineage: Eukaryota; Metazoa; Chordata; Aves; Galliformes; Numididae
Gene: ENDOG
Product: endonuclease G
Exons: 3
Coding region: 26-997 (323 amino acids)
Biological process (GO): apoptotic DNA fragmentation
Cellular component (GO): nucleus; mitochondrial inner membrane
Molecular function (GO): single-stranded DNA endonuclease activity; nucleic acid binding; metal ion binding
Source: RefSeq, a predicted model, not a curated record
GGUGCGUGGAGCCCUUUAAGGGGCGAUGCUCAGUGCCGGAAGAGAGCGGCCCCGCAGCAGGAAGCGGUGCGGCACGGCCGGGCUCGGGGCCAUGCUGCGGGGCCGCUGGCUGCUGCCCGGGGCCUCCCUGGCCCUGGGCGCGGGGCUGGGCGCGGCGCUGACCGCCCGCUGGCAGCGCGGUGCCGAGGGCACGGAGCUGGCGGACGGGCUGCUGGGCCGCCUGCCCGUGGUGCCGGUGGUGGCUGCGGCCGCGGGACCUCCAGCCCCCGCCGAGGCGGCGCGGACCGAGCUGACCAAGUACGGCUUGCCCGGGUUGACGCAGCUGCGGAGCCGCGAGUCCUACGUGCUGUGCUACGACCCGCGGAGCCGCAGCGCGCUCUGGGUCAUCGAGCGGCUCAACCGGGAGACGCUGAGCGGAGCCUCCGACCGCGCCGCCUGCGACUUCCAGGAGGACGAUUCCGUGCACGAGUACCACCGCGCCACCAACGCCGACUACCGAGGCAGCGGCUUUGACCGCGGGCACCUGGCUGCUGCCGCCAACCACAAGUGGAGCCAGAAGGCCAUGCGGGACACCUUCUACCUCAGCAACGUCGCCCCCCAGGUUCCUCACUUAAACCAAAAUGCCUGGAAUAACCUUGAGAAAUACAGCAGAAGCUUGGCAAGGAACAACAAGAACGUCUAUGUCUGCACAGGACCUCUCUACCUGCCCAGGAUGGAGGCUGAUGGGAAGAUGUAUGUCAAGUACCAGGUGAUUGGGAAGAACAACGUGGCCGUCCCCACCCAUUUCUUCAAGGUGCUCAUCCUGGAAAAGGAGAGUGGAGAAAUUGAGUUGCGCUCCUAUGUGAUGCCCAACAGCCCCGUGGAUGAGAAAAUCCCGCUUGAACGGUUCCUGGUUCCCAUCGAGAGCAUUGAGCGAGCCUCAGGGCUCCUCUUUGUCCCAAACAUCUUGAAGAGAACAAGUAGCUUGAAAGCCAUCACAGCUGGAAACAAGCGCUGAACUCUGACCAAGCGAAUCCAGGUAUCAGUGGCAGCCCACAGAAUAUUCCCUUGUGCACUUUUAAGGAUGAGAAAUAAGAGAGCCAUGUUUCUCUCAACCCCUUCCCCAGUUUCCUGUAAAACAGUGAAACGCCCAGUGAAGCAUGUCCCAAGGGCAGGCUGCAUGGAAGGCUUCUGAGUACUUGACAGGCCCCAGUGCUCUAGACUUUGCCCCUAAACUGCAGUACUGUGGGUAUUACUGUAAUUGCUCCCUUUGUGUGUGGCUCAUUAUGACACAAAAGGAUGUUAUUUAAUUCCUGUACUUGUAGGGAAAGAUGGGAGCAAGACAGGUGCAGUGAGAGGAGAGGUCCUUGCAUUUCUGCUUCCAAAGAAUUGUAUAAUUUUCACAAAAUGGUUUUAGCAGUAAAGCUUCGAAAACACAAAGUA